Messenger RNA from Protopterus annectens (West African lungfish), 1602 nucleotides. It is a transcript of the gene DNAI3, whose product is annotated as dynein axonemal intermediate chain 3. Gene Ontology annotation, biological process: inner dynein arm assembly; cilium movement involved in cell motility. Gene Ontology annotation, molecular function: dynein heavy chain binding; dynein light chain binding. Gene Ontology annotation, cellular component: inner dynein arm. The record is from RefSeq and is a predicted model, not a curated record. NCBI's taxonomy places the organism in Eukaryota, Metazoa, Chordata, Ceratodontiformes, Protopteridae. The coding region runs from base 124 to 1602 and encodes 492 amino acids. The transcript is spliced from 12 exons.
AUGCUUAGGAUACCCUUACACGGUCUGUGGUUUCUAUUAGCAACCGUCGCAGUAAGCAGACGCCGGAAGAAGCUAUCCGCCGUGUGUUACUCAGGAGUAAGGCAGCUACUCGUUUAUUAGAAGAUGGCUGACCUUACCAAAGGUAGUCCGAGUACAUCAAGGCCUGUAUCCACAAGUUCAAAAGGCUCAGCAAAGAGGGGAUCAAGUCCAAAAACUGUUAAAUCACCAGCAAAACCAGUCUCUAAGCGUAAAUCAAAAUCUACAGGUAAAGAAGAAGAACCUCAGACAGUCACACCCCUGAAUGAUCCAGGCUUACCUGAAGACAUAUGUCCCCUUGUUCUCACCUCAAAGACUCAGGAAAUCUUUAAUUGCAAGGCUGAUCAGGAUGUCACACAAGAAAACCCUUAUAAAACUAUUACAAAAGAAGAAAUCCUUCAUGACAUGAAGACAAGGGGUGCAAUCUCUGAUUUCCAUCCUGUCAAGCAGCACAUCUUGGAUUAUCCAGGAGAAAGUCUGUUACUUGUAUUUGACAGAGACUUUAAGUAUGGGCAGAAUUUUUACCUUGUUCUGACAGAAGAAGCCAAAGGCAGAAUUUUGAAUCCUUCAGCAGAGUCAGUUGAUGAAGGAGAUGAUGAAGAAAUACUAGAAACACUUGUAUACAAGCCUCCUCUGUCCAAACCUUGGGUGUCUCUUGGUAGUGAAAAGGAAAUUGAAGACGAAUCUGUUAAGGAUUUUCAAAAACAAAUAAAAUGUAUCAUUUCUCGUGUGCGAAAGGAGUUUGGAGCACCAGUAAAAUUCAGUGACCGUAAUUCUUCAGAUGUCAAGGAUGGUUACGUUGAAUGCACAUCAUAUGAUGACAAAAAAUUCAGCAUCAAACAGCUGGAAAGAGACACUGGAACUCAAGCUGUUCCACAGAUGCAAGAAACAAGUAGUCAGACAAAGUGGGCUUAUCCAAGAAAUGCCUGCACUCAAUAUGAACCCAGGGAGCUCACAAAAGAAGAAAAAGAAGCACUCCUGACAUCCAAACAACUGAAAGAGUUCAUUAAUUCGGUAGUUUUAAGACUUGAAGUAGCAUUACAGCAAAAUGAAAUUAUGGAUGCAUUUUUUGAUGAUUGGAAGGCACUUACUGAAGAAGAAGGCACGUUCGGUGGGAAAUCCGACACACAUCUAAAGGAAUAUCAGUCUUUUACAGACUUGCACGGCAGCAAGGAACGAACUGUCAGUCAUAUAGGAUGGCAUCCAACAGUACAUGGGGUCAUAGCUGUGGCGCUCACAGAACGACUUACAUUUGAAGAGCGAGUAAACCUAGCUGCUAAACUGAUCUUGACGCCUUCGCUGAUUCUCAUAUGGAGCUUUGCUGACCCCUUACAUCCUAAGUUACAGCUGGAAUGCCCUGAUGAUGUGUACUGCUUCCAGUUUUGUCCAAGUGAUCCAAACAUUAUUGCUGGAGGUUGCAUAAAUGGACAGGUUGUACUAUGGGAUAUAUCAGCAUAUGCAGAGAGAUUGCAGAGUGGAAAAACAGGAGGUGGCAAGCAGACAGCUGUUGAUGGAACUACUUUAGUAAGUACUUGGACCAAGCUAGCAAGUACAGAAAAACACUAA